UGAUGAUGGUUUCUGUGCUCACCUACCCAAAGUAGAAUUUCACUGUGCUGCUGAUGUUCUUCAUUAGUUAUCAUGUCUGGUAGUAUUGUAGUUCUUUUGUUCCAGCUACAGGUUGGACGACUGUUAGCAAGAAGGGUACCACUCAAGCUACAGUGAGGAAACAAAUGAGCGGAGGUACCAAGACACCACCAGCCAAGGCAGCAAGACCAGAGAAAAAAGGUGAAGUUGUGCUCAAGGCAAGUGUGCCUAGGGAUGAAGUAUUAGAAGGACUGGGCCAGAGUAUCGGCGACAAGUGGAUGAAUCUUGGUCGUCGAUUAAACAUCAAUGAAUCAAAACUUGAAGGCAUAGCUAAAGAUUUUGAACCACUCCAUGAAAGGGGGUUUCAGAUGUUGAAACAUUGGAAACAGAAGCAAGGUUCUGAGGCUAAUUACAAGUCCUUAUCUGAUGCUUUAAAGCACAACCUGGUGGAAAGAAAAGACUUGGCGGAGAAGUACUGUUUUAAGUGACAGUAUCCAAGUACCUAAUUCUGGAAAACCAAAUGAUAUUGCAUUUGUUUAGAAAACGUUGUGUUUAUGGGGCAUACUUCUUUGUAUCACUAGUGAAAGACGUGCUAGAAUACAUCUCAGACAUCAUACUUAUGGUGUAAAAUGUAGUUAUGAACUAUAAUUUAUUAAUCAACAUAGCCUGACAUGUCCAUCGCCUUAGCUUCCGCACUCAGCCUAAACCUUUUCUUGUCCACCUGAGGGUGCCAGACUUCCUGCAGUCUGCUUUUCUCUCGAACUGGUCAAUGCAGUACAGGAUUAGAGAUGCCAAACCCUCUUCUUGUCCAUAGCGCCAUUUUGUGUUUGCAGAGUCGUGAAGGUAAGCGCUUGUCAUACCUUAAGAGAAAAGGCAGACCCCUAGCUUUCCAGCGGGCAACUGACACUUUAGGCUGACUCCGGUAUCGUUGUGGUACUGGUUGCUAAGCACCAAGUAUGCAUGCAGCGAGAAUGUUGUAGGGUGUGGUCGCCGUUACAAAAGCUGCAUUUAUCAAUGUCUGGCAUAUUUAUCUGGACCCACUUUAAUAACCUGAACAUAAUUUAUUAGGUAAAUGCAUCAGUAACACAUUAAAGCAGAAACCACAGUCUUUAUA
Orbicella faveolata is the source of this 1132-nucleotide messenger RNA. RefSeq lists its product as uncharacterized. Gene Ontology annotation, biological process: signal transduction; regulation of transcription by RNA polymerase II. The record is from RefSeq and is a predicted model, not a curated record. Gene Ontology annotation, molecular function: RNA polymerase II cis-regulatory region sequence-specific DNA binding; DNA-binding transcription factor activity, RNA polymerase II-specific; protein binding. NCBI's taxonomy places the organism in Eukaryota, Metazoa, Cnidaria, Anthozoa, Scleractinia, Merulinidae.